AUGUCUCUACAAAAUGAAGAGAUAGCUUCUGUUUUUAGUUUUAAUGACAUAGAAGAUGAUGGAGAAAGUGGACAAGGAAGAAGGGAAGACAAGGCAAUCGUAUGUCCUGUGUGUGCAAAGAAUUUCAGCAGCAAUAGAAAAUUAGCAUAUCAUUUAAAGUCUUGUUCCAGAAUAAAUUCUUCCCAAGCAGAAUCUAUAGAUGGAGAGAAGAAUGUAAAAAAAUCUAGUGUUUUGAAAAAAUCUAGAGAAUUUUCUUUAAUGCUUAGAGCAGCUUGUGAGCUUAAACAGGAAGUAGAAACAGCAAAAGUGGUGAAAGAAAAUGGGAAAAGGGCUCAAAAGGUUAAGUCUCGAACUUGUGAAGUAUGUGGAAAAGUGUUUGCACGUUCUGCAAAUGUUAUAUUGCAUAUGAGACUGCACAGGGGAGAAAAGCUUUUUAGAUGUUCCACCUGUGGAAAGACUUUCUGUCGCUCAGACCACCUGAAGAAUCAUGAGUUGGUCCAUGGCAGAGCAAAACCCUUCCACUGUGACCUGUGCAGUCAGUCAUUCAAACGGCAGGAUCAUCUGAAAUACCAUCAGAUCAACAGCCAUGGUGCUAAAAUAUAUCUCAGUGAGCUGAAGAGCUACACAAGGACUGUUCAGAGUACAACACAGAGCAGGUUGAUCUUAUGCGAUAUUUGUGGAGUUUCCUUUGGAAGUGAACGGAAUCUGAAGAAUCACCUGAGAAUACAUUCCAAUGAAAGGAAGUUUCCCUGCCAGUUCUGCAGAAAAACUUUUAAUCAGAGCUCAAAUUUGAAUAUUCAUUUACGUAAACAUACAGGGGAGACCCCGUAUAAAUGUUUUACAUGUGACCAGUCAUUCACAACUUCAUCAAAGCUGAAAACUCAUGCACGUAAGCAUACAGGAGAUCUGCCUUUUACAUGUGAAGUUUGUGGUAGAUUGUUUGGGGAGAGCCAUUUGUUGAAGAUGCAUAUGAGAGUUCACAGUGACCAGAAGCCGUACAAAUGUAGCCACUGUAGCAAAACAUUCACCCAUGGUAGCACUUUACGAGCUCAUCUACGUAUACACACCGGAGCCAAGCCGUACAAAUGCGACCAAUGUGGAGAUGCCUUCGCCCAGGUCUCCAGCCUCACUUACCACAAGAGGAGUCACUCUGGGGAGAAACCUUACUCCUGCCACGUCUGUGGCAACUCAUACACCCGGAUGGCAACUCUCAACGUUCAUCUCUCCCAACAUACGGGCCAGAAACGUAUCUCGUGUUCUCAGUGUGACUUUAGAUGUGAUACCCCAAAGCAUUUACACAGACAUACAGCAAAAACUCAUAGUCAGAUGAAAAAUUCUCUUUUUCCACCGAAACAAAACAAUAAACAGGCAUCCAGACCACUGUGUACUGAAAAUGCUGCAGUGUUGGCUACAAAUUUUGAACCUUUAGAACUUGAACAUCCUAAGGAUCACAGUAGCACAGAAAACCAAGCUCAACCGCAGACAUCUUGGAAUAAUGAUCAUUUUCAACAAAAGCCUGAAGACCAGGCUCCCCCAACUUCCAGCACAGCCAGACUAACCACAUUAGACCCUGUUAUUUCUAAGACAGUUCCAACCUUGGACAUGUCAGACAAAACUGAAACAGUUUAUGCCAGUACCGCACUAACCACAUACAACACUACGGCCACACCGUACAUAUAUGGGCUCGUUGUUGGCUUUCCUGAAAUCUCCAAGAUCUCUGCAACUAAUAUGUUGGUAUCAUCUUCUUUAGACUCCUCACAGCAAUAUAACUUAUCAUCCCCUCAUUCGUAUGUGACAUUGCUCCAUAACUCUACAUCUCUAGUAGGAUCCCAGCACUCUAGGCUCCCAUCUGUUAGACAUAGCAUGCCGCCUGGCAGCACAUCUCAGCAACUGCCAUCAGAAUGUAUUAUACUGUAUGCACAGAAUGCAUCUUUCUCCAAAGUGCAGACAACUGACAGUACCUUAUCUUCCAGUGAGCAGACAAUGGAGCAUAGCUUAACUAUCUCUGAAGAGCAGACAGUAGAUCGUGUCUUCACUUUCUCCAAAGGGCAGACAAUGGACCAUAAAUCUGUUUCCUCUAAAGGGCAGACAAUAGAGCAUAACUCCCUUAGAGAACAGUCAGUUGAGCUUAUCUCCCCUGUCUCUAAAAAACCGACAGUGCAUCAUAGCUCAGCUUGCACAGCUGCUGAAACUUUUUCUAGGCCCUCACAGAUCCAUAAUCCAGACAGCGUGGGACUUUGUCCGGUCCUGAAUCCAGACAGUGUGGGACAUUGUCAGGUCCUGAAUCCAGACAGUGUGGGACAUUGUCAGGUCCUGAAUCCAGACAGUGUGGGACAUUGUCAGGUCCUGAAUCCAGACAGUGUGGGACAUUGUCAGAUCCAUAAUCUAGACAGUGUGGGACAUUGUCAGGUCCUGAAUCCAGACAGUGUGGGACAUUGUCAGGUCCUGAAUCCGGACAGUGUGGGACAUUGUCAGGUCCUGAAUCCAGACAGUGUGGGACAUUCACAAAUCCAGCAUCCGGAUCCUGUGGGACAUUCUCAGGUCCUGUAUCCAGAGACUGUGGGACAUUCACAAACCCGACAUCCCAGCACUUUUGGAAAUUCUCAGGUCCAGAAUUCAGAUUCAGUAUUAUCUUUUCAUCAGAAUGUGCAGAUCCAGAAUCUAGAAACUACAGAAUCUGUUGCUGGACUCUCAAAGAUCCAGCAUCUAGAAACUACUAGCUCUUGUACUAGAGCCUUACAGGUCCAGAAUCCAGACACUGUGGGAUGUUAUAUUCAGCCUUUGCAGAUUCAGUUUUCAGAAGCUACAAGAUCUUGUGGCCAACCCUUGCAGAGCCAGUAUUCAGAGGUUGUAGAAUCAUGUACAGGACUCUUACAGAUCAGGAAUCUGGAAGUUCUAACUUCAGACAGCAACCUAGCUUUACAGCCUUCUCAGCCAUGUUUUUCUGAGAGCGUAGAGAUUAUGAAUUCAUUCCAACAAAUUGUGGAUUCAUCCCAGCACAAUAUGGUUUUAUCCCAUCAAAUAGUAGAAUCAUCCCAGCACAAUAUGGUUUCAUCCCAAAACAUUGUGGAUUCACCCCAGCACAAUGUAAAGGCACAUCAACAUACUCAGGAAGAUGUUCUCCAAGAAUCAUUAACUACCCCCAGUAUGAUUGACUCACAUUCAUCUGUUGGCGCUUGUGUACAGUCACAACAGCUGCACUGCACAGGCAUUAGAAGAGAACGAAAGAUGCCUGUGAAGAAAGAUGCCAAAGAGAAACCAACAAAUGUAUCUGAUGCCUGCACAGACUGGGACAGCAGUGAUCUUUUGGAAGUGAAAAAGGAGAGUGUUGCCAGGAAGCACUGCUCUCGUGACAAAAAAUAUCACAUUGAUCAAGGGGAAAAUGCCAGUUUGGGAAAAAAGAGAAAGUCAAACAUUGGAAGCAAGUUCAAAAGAAAUAUGGACAUUAAAACAAAUUUAAAGAAAACAAUCAAAAUUAAGCAAGACAUUAGUUCUGACACCACAGUAGCAGAUUCAGAAAAACUAUUACAUUCCCAGAAAUCAGAUUGUAUGGAAGAUUGUAAAAAGGUUAAAAAGAUAAAAUUAAAUGUUUCCUCAAAUUACAAAUCUGCCCGUAAACUGAACAAAGGUAGACAAUUCCAAAAGGAACCAUCCAGAAGAAAAAAAGGUCCUGUUGCUUGCAAUGUUUGUGGCCAGACUUUUUCCCGAACUGGUAAUCUGACAACUCACAUGCGGCUGCACAAUGGGGAGAGGCCCUACUCCUGCAGAAUCUGUGAUAAAGGAUUCACAAGAUCAGACCAUCUGAAAACCCACCUGUUGCUACACAAGGGGGAUAAUUCAUUGGUCUGCAAUCAUUGCGGGGACGUGUUUAGUAAUACCGGACAGCUUAAUCUGCAUACAGUUGAUAAGCAUGAUGGGAAAAAUCCGUUUGCUUGCAGCCUCUGUAGCUUCUCUUGUAUUAACCUUAGAGAGUUGAAAGAUCAUGUCAAAGGUCAUGAGCAAAAAGAUGCCUUUCGCUGUGAUGUUUGUGAGGUCACCUUCUGCAAAGUUAAAGACUUGAAAAAGCAUAUGAGUUCACACAAUGGACACAGCCCGUUUGUAUGUCAUACGUGUAAAAAGUCAUUCAAGGAGAGUUCUUGUCUUAAGCUUCAUAUGAGGACAAAACAUACAGGAGAGAAACAUUUCAGAUGUGGUGUUUGUGGAGAUUCAUACGUUACUGCAGCAAAGCUCCAAAGACAUAUCCGGAGCCACAGUGGCUCACGCCCAUUUGCUUGUGAAUUUUGUGGGAAGAUGUUUAUAGAUACGUGUUUGUUGAAGAUGCAUUUGCGCAUCCACACAAAUGAGAAACCAUUCAGAUGUAAACACUGCGGGCAGAAUUUUACGCAUCGCAGCACUCUGAGAGCCCAUGUACGUAUACAUAUAGGUAGCAAGCCAUAUACCUGUGAUGUUUGUGGGGCAUCAUUUGUGCAGGUUUCAAGCCUAAUGUAUCACAAACGAAGACAUGAUGGUGUUAAACCGUACACCUGUGACAUUUGUGGCAACUCAUACACACGCUCCACCACAUUAAGUAUACAUAUGACCCGACAUACGGGCCAGAAGCGUAUAUCCUGCCCUCAGUGUGUGUUCAAGUGUGACACUCAGAUGCAUUUAAGAAAACAUUUAGACAAAGUCCAUAGUUUUGCAAGACCAGCUUGGGCUACAGAGUCCGCGAAACAGGAGGCGGAAGAAGAAGACGUAAGCAGUGGGGAGCCGCAUACGGAAGAACCUAAAGAGGCUGUAACAGCCAACUCUCAAGAGAAGCAACAAAAUCAGCAGCUACUGCAGCAGCAUCAACCGCUACAAGAGCUGCAGAUCCAACAACAUCAGGCACCACAGGUCAUAUUUCUGCCUCAGCCCGGUCAGCAGUUCCAGCCCAGCUUUUUGGUGACCAAGCAUCUUCACCAGAUCAAGAAUCCUGACCUUCACCUCCACCAGAUCAAGAAUCCUGACCUUCACCUCCACCAGAUCAAGAGUCCUGACCUUCACCUCCACCAGAUCAAGAAUCCUGACCUUCACCUCCACCAGAUCAAGAAUCCUGACCUUCACCUCCACCAGAUCAAGAAUCCUGACCUUCAUCUCCACCAGAUCAAGAAUCCAGAGCUUCACCUCCACCAGUUACAGAAUCCAGAGCUUCAGCAGGUCUGGCUCCCCCAGCAUCAGACCAAGACACUCCCAGGAGUACAGUUCAUGCCUUAUCAGUCAGUUCAACAACAACAUGUUUAUAACAGCACUUGUGAAGUUGUACGGCCCACGGUCGCUGCAGUUUCCUCCGAGUUCAUACAGAAGAACAUCAGCAGCACUCUCACCUCUACAAGCUUGAACCAUUUGUUUUAG
This is a messenger RNA of Candidula unifasciata, 5373 nucleotides long. The record is from the annotation of a GenBank genome assembly. Lineage: Eukaryota; Metazoa; Mollusca; Gastropoda; Stylommatophora; Geomitridae.